GUGUUUAACAACAAAGACUCCAAACCAAAACCCGAAGCGAAUUUUUUAGAUCAAACGGGCCAUAGAAAAAGGUGGGGUUUUAUUCCCAGCUGAUCUAUUUAGCACGCGACGGGGGAGGGGAGCAUCUCGCUCGAUUCGCACCUUCUGAAUCGCCCAGCCCCGCGGCCGUGCCACUGGUGGCGGAGCUCGAAUUCGAAUUGGAUUUGCGGCUGCUUCGGUGGGGCUGGAACCUCCCCGUGGGGCGAGGUGAGGAGAGGCGGCGGCGGCGGUUGCGGGGGAGCUCGUCCUCGCACGCCACCAUUGGGCCGGGCGCCGGGCGGGGCGGAGCGGUGGGCGGCCGCUGGCCGCCGUUGCUGGAGGCAGCUCAGGCAGGUUGAUCCAAAUUUGAGCGCCUCGGGUUCGUGGACGAUCUGGGGGCGUGUUUAUGGCCGGCUAGAUCGGGAAUUUUUCAGCUGCUCUGGGUGUGAUGGCAGCUGAUUCCAGCAUGGGGUUUCACCAAGGGAUCACCGCCUCGCUGUACAACCACCACCACAUGCUGUCCUUCCAGUCCAGCAGCGACGUUGGCAUCGGCGGCGACGCUACCAGUGGUGGUAUGGUCAUGGCCCCGAGGAGCGUCAGUGGGAGCAGUAGCAACGCCGGGCUGUUCCUCUCCCCAAAUCCUGGCGUCAUCGGCAACGCGUCGGGGGUUGGCCCAUCAAGGAGCUCGUCGGGGGAUGUGUUCCGAGGUACGGGCUCGCCCAAGUAUAAGUUUGUCACUGGUUCGCCUUCGGAUUGGACUGAUCGUGAGUUGGACAUACUGAAGGAAGGGCUUGCGAGAUAUGCUCGUGAACCUAAUAUCAUGAGGUACAUUAAGAUAGCAGCUAUGCUGCCUAACAGGACCAUCAGGGAUGUUGCGUUGCGAUGCUGGUGGGGUACAGGUAAAGACAGAAGGAAGAAACCUGACGGAUUUUAUAUAGGCAAAAAAAUUAGAGACAUGAAGCCAACCCAGGAUAAAAUGGUUGCAUCACUCCCAAUGGCUAAUUUUCAAUUGGCACCUACAAACAAUGUAACCCCUUUUUCGAUAUCAAUGCAACAUCCAAAUCAACAAAGUCAGGUUCCCAAGGAAGCAGCUGCUGUUGUCGACAGUGCAACCCAGCAUCUUCUGGAGGAAAAUAAUCAAUUGCUCAACCAGAUUGCUGCAAAUAUUGAAACAUUCAAGACAGUGGAGAACAUGGAUCUCUUUCUUCGGACGAGUAGCAACAUCAAAACAAUUUUAAGCAGAAUGAGUGAAACGCCUGGUAUUAUGAGUCAGAUGGCUUCAUUGCCAUUGUCUAUAAAUGAAGACCAUCUAUGCUCGCUUAUUCAACUGAACAGAAUGGUUGUAUCAUAUGGCACACCAAGCAUGUCUCAUCAUACGAAGCAAGAGCCACGAAGCUAAUGUACCAUAUACUGAGGGGAAAAUGAGACGAACCGAUGGCCGGAGCUUCCCCAAUUCUUAACGUGCUGCUAGGAAGCCUUGCAAGUUGUUAUACUGACCAAGCACCAAGGGCCGUCAGUGCUUUCCAGAGUGUUUUUGCAGUGAUAUGAUUGUUUCCAACCCGUCUGCCUGCCUGCCCAACAAUUCUUGAAGCUUUUGGAAGAAGUCUGCAGUUAUGGUACGAGACCCUCAAGGUAUUUGCUGCUGUUUCUGUUGUAUGCAAUAUCCGACAUAUAUACCUGAGUACCAGACACUUGGUCCGGGACUCGGCAAGUGACUGUAAAUAUCGGAUGGCUGGAGGCGUUCCAUGUUUUGUUUCUCUGAUUGCUCAUGAAUGUAUUUCAAUUUUUUGUCCCCUGAAAGGGCACUGCAUUGCUGAUUGCUCCCAGUAUGUACAAUAGCCAUUGUACUAGAAUGGUAGGGGUAGACCAACUCCAUUUUCUGACAAAUUGGAUACUGGAACCCACACCUGUGUUGUCCUGACGAUCCUCA
Panicum virgatum (switchgrass) is the source of this 1948-nucleotide messenger RNA. RefSeq lists its product as uncharacterized. The transcript has 9 exons. The record is from RefSeq and is a predicted model, not a curated record. Lineage: Eukaryota; Viridiplantae; Streptophyta; Magnoliopsida; Poales; Poaceae. The coding region runs from base 467 to 1417 and encodes 316 amino acids.